Molecule: messenger RNA, 780 nt
Organism: Saccostrea echinata
Lineage: Eukaryota; Metazoa; Mollusca; Bivalvia; Ostreida; Ostreidae
Product: peroxidasin homolog
Exons: 5
Coding region: 1-780 (259 amino acids)
Biological process (GO): response to oxidative stress
Molecular function (GO): heme binding; peroxidase activity
Source: RefSeq, a predicted model, not a curated record
AUGAAGUCCGCUUGGUUCUCAAUCGCAACAUUCCUUUUGGGUGUCAGUAUCAUCGAUGCUUAUGGAAAGAAUGGUGAAAGAAAAUUAGGUAGUGGGAAGUAUGACGUUGAGAAUGAAAGACCUCCAAAGUCACAGUACAAGAAAGACCACUCUAACUGUCAUCCUUUGAAAAUCAGUGCUGAGUUGAAAUUAAAAUUAUCAAAAGGUUUGAAUUUCUGUGGGUACAAGGAAGGAAACAAGCGAGUUUUACCAAAUCCAAAUCAACAUCGUCUGUUGACCAAGGCAGCCAAAGGAAAUUUCAACUAUAAUGACCUUAUGUUCAACAGUCCUGUAGGACGGAAAAGGUCCGCCUCAGAGUUGACAGGAAUACGAAGGAAGCGCCACAGCAUAAAGAGUUCGGAUGAUCCGGAAUACGAAUGUGAGUUCUUGGAUACAAUCGAAUGCAAUGCGACUUCUAAAUUUAGAACUAUUGAUGGAAGCUGCAAUAAUCUUGAAAAUCCAAUAUGGGGAAAGGCUGAAACUCCUUUAAUUCGAUUUCUGCCAUCUGCAUAUGAAGACGGUAAAGGAGCACCUCGAAGUAGAGGUAUAUCUGGGAAACUAUUGCCGAAACCAAGGGAAAUCAGACUGAAGAUCCAUGAGAAAAGUCUCCCGAAGCAUCGACUGGAAAAUAUUAAUCAUUUUGGGAUGGCCUUUGGACAGUUCCUCAGUCAUGAUAUGUUAGAAAACAUAAAAGCGGAAGGCAAGAAUAUUAUUUCUGCUCUACUGUUUGCAAUAAUUUGA